GCGGGGAAUCGGGAGGGGCCGGAGCGCGGCUGCUGGUGCCGUUGCGAGGGGAGAGACGAGGAGGAAGCGGCGCGUCCUCUGAGGCGUGUGCGGGGAGCCACGGGCGGACGGACGGGCGGGCGCGCGGAGGGAGCGGGCGGACUGCGAGGGAUCUGCUGGCACUGUGGGACUGCUUCAGAGAUGCCCAACGCCAACUUGCUUCAUGUGUCCUGGGCAGGUGUGGGGGAGCUGACGCCUCCAUGACCUACCACCAUGGAUGGAGACGGACUUUUUGAGGAAGAAACCAAAACAGUUGGUGCCAGCCAGGGCGGUUUGGCUGUCAGAGGGUUUGCCGAAACCUUGUCUGUUCCUUUUGGGGAAUCUGAAUGAGGGACAUCACAGACACCUUCACUGGGAAGCCAAGGACAUUUCUGUAUAAUCAGCGGAUGAAAGGAUUCUCUCAGGCUCUUUUUUCCUUUUUUCCUUGAGGAUUAACCCACCACAGUCUGCAAAUGCAGUGGGAGCUGAAAGGCACGCGAUGAGGCAGAAGCCUAGAGCGCCUUCAGAACGGCUCUGGACCUUUCUUGUGCUGUAGGGGAGUUUUAACACCAGCCACCACGCCUCCUCCCUCCUCAACUCUCUCCUUUAUCUCUUUUCUUUAAUUUGUUCCCAUUUUCUGAGUUAAGUACUAUUUCCAAAACUGUUCUCUGGAGCUAUAAGUGGUUUGCCAGAUAUAUGAGAUUAGGAGCUGGGAGAAGAGGAAGCCCCCGUGCUGUGUGUCCUGGAGGCUGCCGACAUGAAGUGCUUUUUCUCAGUGCUGAGCUGUCUGGCGGUGCUGGGUGUGGUGUCAGCACAGCGGCAAGUCACCGUUCAGGAAGGCCCCUUGUACCGCACAGAGGGCUCCCACAUCACCAUCUGGUGCAACGUGAGCGGCUACCAGGGCCCUUUAGAGCAGAACUUCCAGUGGUCCAUUUACCUGCCUUCGGCCCCAGAGCGAGAGGUGCAGAUUGUCAGCACUGUGGACUCCUCCUUCCCUUACGCCAUCUACACCCAGCGUGUCCGCGGCGGGAAGAUCUAUGUGGAAAGAGUCCAGGGGAACUCGGCCUUACUGCACAUCACGGAUCUCCAGGCGCGGGAUGCCGGGGAGUAUGAAUGCCACACGCCUAACACCGAUGACCGAUACUUUGGGAGUUACAGUGCAAAGAUGAACCUCGUGGUGAUCCCAGACUCCCUGCAGACCGCUGCCAUGCCCCAGACUCUGCACAAAGUAGAGCAGGACCCGCUGGAGCUCACUUGUGAGGUGGCCACGGAGACGUUCCAGCACAGCCACCUGUCUGUGGCCUGGCUGCGGCAGAAGGGUGGCGAGAAGCCUGUGGAGGUCAUCUCCCUGAGCCGAGAUUUCGUGCUUCACUCCAGCAGCGAGUAUGCCCAGAGGCAGAGCCUGGGGGAGGUGCGGCUGGACAAGCUGGGGAGGACCACCUUCCGCCUCACCAUCUUCCACCUGCAGCCUGCUGACCAGGGCGAGUUCUACUGUGAGGCUGCCGAGUGGAUCCAGGAUCCCGAUGGGUCGUGGUAUGCCAUGACCCGGAAGCGUUCCGAGGGUGCCGUGGUCAACGUUCAGCCCACUGACAAAGAUUUCACCGUACGACUGGAAACAGACAAGCGACUGCACACAGUGGGUGAGCCAGUGGAGUUCAGAUGCAUCCUGGAGGCCCAGAACAUUCCUGACCGUUACUUUGCCGUCUCCUGGGCUUUCAACAGCUCGCUCAUCGCCAGCAUGGGGCCUAAUGCUGUGCCCAUCCUCAACAGUGAAUUCGCCCACCGGGAAGCCAGAGGACAGCUUAAGGUAUCUAAAGAGAGUGACAGUGUCUUUGUGCUGAAGAUCUACCACCUCCGCCAGGAAGACAGUGGGAAGUACAACUGCCGGGUGACAGAGCGGGAGAAAACGGUGACGGGGGAAUUCAUCGACAAGGAGAGCAAGCGUCCCAAGAAUAUCCCCAUCAUCGUUCUCCCCCUCAAGAGCAGCAUCUCCGUGGAGGUGGCCAGCAACGCCAGCGUCAUUCUUGAGGGUGAGGAUUUGCACUUCUCCUGCAGCGUCCGCACAGCGGGCAGGCCACAAGGCCGCUUCUCUGUCAUCUGGCAGCUCGUGGACAGGCAGAACCGCCACAGCAACAUCAUGUGGCUAGACCGGAAUGGCACCGUGCAGCCAGGACUGUCCUACUGGGAGCGCAGCAGCUUUGGGGGCAUCCAGAUGGAGCAGGUGAAGCCCAACUCGUUCAGUCUGGGCAUCUUCAACAGCAGGAAGGAGGACGAGGGCCAGUACGAAUGCCACGUGACUGAGUGGGUACGGGCAGUGGACGGCGAGUGGCAGAUUGUGGGGGAACGCCGCGCCAGCACUUUCGUCUCCAUCACAGCUCUCGAGACCGGCUUCGCGGUCACAGCCAUCUCCAGGACGCCGGGGGUGACCUACAGCGACUCCUUUGACCUGCAGUGUAUCAUCAAACCCCACUACCCUGCCCGGGUCCCUGUGUCAGUGACGUGGAGGUUCCAGCCGGUGGGCACCCUUGAGUUCCACGACCUGGUGACCUUCACCCGGGAUGGAGGGGUCCAGUGGGGGGACAGGUCCUCCAGCUUCCGAACCCGCACUGCCAUCGAGAAGGCUGAGUCCAGCAACAACGUCCGCCUGAGCAUCAGCCGAGCCAGUGACACAGAGGCGGGCAAGUACCAGUGUGUGGCGGAGCUGUGGCGGAGGAACUACAACCACACCUGGACACGGCUGGCGGAAAGGACCUCCAACCUGCUGGAGAUCAGGGUGCUACAGCCAGUGACAAAGCUGCAGGUGAGCAAAUCAAAGAGGACCCUAACACUGGUGGAAAACAGACCUAUCCAGCUGAACUGCUCAGUCAAGUCUCAGACCAGCCAGAACUCUCACUUUGCGGUGCUCUGGUACGUUCACAAGCCUUCGGAUGCUGACGGCAAGCUCAUUCUCAAAACCACGCACAACUCCUCCUUUGAGUACGGCACCUAUGCUGAGGAGGAGGGCCUGAGAGCGAGGCUCCAGUUUGAGAGGCAUGCGUCCGGGGGCCUGUUCAGCCUCACUGUCCAGAGAGCCGAGGUCAGUGACAGUGGCAGCUACUACUGCCACGUGGAGGAGUGGCUGCUGAGCCCCAACUAUGCCUGGUACAAGCUGGCAGAGGAGGUCUCGGGGCGCACAGAAGUAACCGUGAAACAGCCAGACAGCCGCCUGAAGCUCAGCCAAGCCCAGGGGAACCUGUCAGUUCUGGAGACUCAGCAGGUGCAGCUGGAAUGUGUGGUCCUGAACCGCACCAGCAUGGCCUCCCAGCUCGUGGUGGAGUGGUUUGUAUGGAAGCCCAACCACCCUGAGCGGGAGACUGUGGCCCGCCUGAGUCGAGAGGCCACCUUCCAGUAUGGAGAGCAGGCGGCCAAGAACAAGCUGCAGGGGCGGCUGCACCUGGAGAGCCCCUCCCCUGGCACGUACCGGCUCUUCAUCCAGAACGCGGCUGUGCAGGACAGUGGGACCUAUAGCUGCCGCGUGGAGGAGUGGCUGCCCAGCCCCAGCGGUGUGUGGUAUAAACGGGCAGAGGACACUGCUGGGCAGACAGCUGUGACCGUCAUGCGGCCAGAUGCUGCCCUGCAGGUGGACACAUUGGUCCCCAAUGCCACGGUGUCUGAGAAGGCAGCUUUUCAACUGGACUGUAACAUCGUGUCCCGCUCCAGCCAGGACUCUCGCUUUGCUGUGGCCUGGUAUUCCCUGAGGACUAAAGCUGGAGGGAAAAGGGGCAGUUCUGGCCUGGAAGAGCAGGAGGAGGAGAGAGAGGAGGAGGAGGAGGAGGAAGAAGAGGAGGAAGAUGAGGAGGAUGACCCCACAGAACGCACGGCCCUGUUGAGCGUGGGCCCCGAUGCUGUGUUUGGCCCCGAGGGCAGUCCCUGGGAGGGCAGGCUGCGCUUCCAGAGGUUGUCCCCAGUGCUCUACCGGCUCACGGUGCUGCGGGCAAGCCCCCGAGACACAGGCAACUACUCCUGCCGUGUGGAGGAGUGGCUGCCCAGCCCUCAGAGGGAGUGGUACCGGCUGACAGAGGAGGAGUCGGCCCCCAUCAGCAUCCAUGUUCUGGAUACAAGUCCCACCCUCCAGUCUGUCAUCUGCUCCAACGAUGCCCUCUUCUACUUCGUGUUCUUCUACCCUUUCCCCAUCUUCGGCAUCCUUAUCAUCACCAUCCUGCUGGUGCGCUUCAAGAGCCGCAACUCUAGCAAGAACUCUGAGGGGAAGAACGGGGUGCCCCUGCUGUGGAUCAAAGAGCCGCACCUCAACUACUCCCCCACCUGCCUGGAGCCCCCGGUGCUCAGCAUCCACCCAGGGGCCAUAGACUAGGGGGAACGCCCAACUGACGUCGGCCACAAGGAGCCGAGGCUCUCCCUUGCCGCCUCCGCUCUGUGACUGGACAGUUGACAGCACCCGCCCUCUGGAGUGCCCGUGCAGAACAUCGUCAGACUUGAAAAAGCGUUCAGAAUUCUCAAUCAGUCACAGAGACAGACCACCAUUAGAUGGCGGUCUCAGUCGGUUAGCGAUUUGUGCGCAAAAGUGAUCUGCCAUUAUAGGGUUCUUGUUUUUGUUUUUAGUAAUGUAGUGAGUAGCUUCAGGUGCCACACCUGCUCACUGAUUCCUCUCGUAUUCUCAGAUAGAUGUGAAAGGGCGUUCAUUCUUUGUAAGGUAUUCUUGUUUGAAUCCCUUUGGUUUCCCCAUUUGGGAUUCCGUAAUGGUGUGGACGAAUUUCUCUUACACAAAACUGAUGGCAAAAGGAAGGAUGAACUUUCUAGUGACAAGGAAUCUCUUCCAAGACUUUUUGUUUUUACAUUUUUAAAAAUGCCACCCAUGGAUCCAAAUAUACCCAAACAUUUUGUUCUUUUUUUUUAAAAUUACUUAACAAGACUUGAAAAUUGUGUAUAAUGUGGGCAAUAUUUGUAUCUUCUCUUUUCCCUCAGCUAGAGUUGUUGGAACCACUUUGUAGUCAAGGUGAAAGCAUUGGAUUUUGCUUCAAAGAACUGUGUGUGUAUGAGCAAAAUUCCAUAUAACCUCAUUAGGAGUAGAAGGUGCUUGGCCUGUCUGUCAGGAAGAAAAAAAAAAAAGCUUCAUUCUAUCCUUGCCAAAAAAUAAGAAAACUGUCUUGGUGAACAGGUCAAAAACUCGUGACAGCUCACACUUUCUGACUUAAAAUGGGCAGAGGGCGGCUUUUAGCCGCUGCUCACUUUCAGUUUGAUCAAAGUCAGUGAUUAGAGAAGGAAGGGAUGAAAGGCUGAGUACUGGCUUGAUCGUGCGCAAGGGCAGUCUCCACCGGACACUGUGGCAGGAGGGCUGCUGUCUGCAGGCAUGUUGCCAAAGCUCUUAAAGGACAGUACACACUAAGCCUGGAAGGAGGACAGCCCUCAGCUGAGCACAGGGGCCAAAGCAGCCACUGUAUAUACCCGGUGGAGGGCAUGGAGCUGUCCAACACUGAGUUUGGUGACAAAUGGGAUACUAAGUUUGGGGAGGGGUGGGAAGGGUAGGGCCUGAUGUUGGAGAGUUCAGAGGAGUAAUCUACCUCCCUGGAGGUGUGCAGACCAGGCUUUUCUUUCUCCUUCCAAGUAGAUUCCUCCAUGAUAUCAAUGUCUUCCUUCCCUUUUCCCUUUCCCUCUCUCUCAUGCUGUGAGAACACUGGCCAGGGCGAGGUCCAGUUGCAGCCUUUUGCCACCCUUUCCCUAGUCUCAGCAGACAAUGGUCGCAUACAUUGUCUUUGGGGUUUUAUUUCCCUUUUUUGGAUUAUUUUCUACAGUUUUAGGUUGAGUGUUCAUUUUAUGGUGGCUUUUGUUUUAAUGCCCCUUGAGCCCAACCCUGUUACUUGAUACUGCAGGCCGGAUGCUUGGUGCCCUGGAGCAUCAUCGGCUGGAAAAGAAUUCCUCCAUGAAGAUGUUUAUUAUGCUGUUCCUUAACCAUAUUUUGUUGGCCAAGUGUACCAUCUCCCUUCGUCAAGGAAUUUGCACCUUGAAUCCCAAGAAGAGUCCCAAUUUGAAAAAAGCCACCAGGGAUUCUGGGAUGAAGUCUGACGAGAGAGGUUCCUGCAGAGUCUUGUUCUGAGGGUGAACAGCCUCCAGGGGAGGCUGUGUGAAUGCCAAUCCUCAUCUGAGGCAUGCAGGUGCGCAGCCAUGCAGGUGGACAGAGCUGGUCAGCAGGUGUGUUGCUGAGCCAAGCUGAGGGGAAGCAAGGCAGUUGCUCAGCCAUUUUCUGACAGACUUACAUGGCUCUGUCUUUUCCCUCCCGUGUACAUCAGUGCCGUCCUACGAGACAGUGCAGUCACCGCCACCUUAAUCCUGCUGUUGCCUGGCAUGCUGAUUCUCAUUUAUUAUGCUGCAUCAACAUGUUAGAGGUACAGAAUCGGCUCAGUCAUGAAGAAGGAAGGUCUUUUGCCCCGUUUCUUCAUUUCAGGGAUGUGGGCUUUCAGUGGGAAUUUUCUGACUCAAAUUUAUAGGCUGAGUCAGUGAGGGAGGAGGACUGACUUUUCAUCUGCCUGAAUGGAAGGAUGCCAGAGGGCUGGCUGGGACUGGGAUGUGUAACUAAGAUUUUAGUUUGAAUUGGUUCACAGCAGUAGAAAACUCAGUGCUGCAUGUAAUUAAAUAUGUAAAGCAAUCACAGGAAAUUUGAAAGGAAAAAAGAAACCGAAGCCAGUAUUUUAAUAAUUGCUCUUUCUGUGUAUUUUCUAUUGGGCUGGGGGAUACCAUCAAAGGUUGUGCUUUUCUAGCUUUUUAUGACAAACCCCAGGACCUUUGGCCAUUUCUAUGGAAAUGUGGUGUCAGAUGAAUGGUAAUGGUGCCCUCCAGUGGCUGCAAGACCUUAUUGCACAUUGUCUACUGGAGCUUUAGUCUUCUGAGGCCAAGAGGUGAACUGCUGAACACUCUCUGGACUCAAAUACGUCUACAAUGUUGCAUUAAUGAAAAACUACACUGUGCUAGGCGCAUUCCAGGACAUGAAUAUGACCACACCCUCUUUCACCAGGGUGUUUUCUGUAGCAAGUUUUCAUAUUUGUUUCAAACAAUGGUUUCUCUGCGUUAAUUUUUGAAGAAAAAAGAGGUGGGGUAAGAAAAGUACCCAUGCAUGAUGUAGAGAACUGUUGAUUUGUUUUGUUUUUUUAAAGGAAAACUAUUUGUAAGAUGUUGCACUAAAACAUUUUAUAUACACUUCAGAGACCUGUAGUAAAUUAUGUUGAAAAUAUGGCUGUU
Molecule: messenger RNA, 7248 nt
Organism: Otolemur garnettii (small-eared galago)
Lineage: Eukaryota; Metazoa; Chordata; Mammalia; Primates; Galagidae
Gene: IGSF3
Product: immunoglobulin superfamily member 3
Exons: 11
Coding region: 776-4369 (1197 amino acids)
Source: RefSeq, a predicted model, not a curated record